CAUUCUUCGUUCGAUAUAUACAGGGUGCGUACGGUAUUUGAGGACACUCAUAUAUGUGAAUGUAAUUUCUGGAGAACAAUUUUGUUUGUUUUUUUUCUUGUCAGAUCAUCAAUGGAGGAGUAUAAAAUAACGCAAGAAAUGAAGAGACAUGCAGUUAUCAUCGCUAUAUGCGCGAAACACACCGAUUUAGAAAUCUCCAAUUUUCUCAAUUGCGCCCGAUCAUUCGUACAUAAGGUUCGUCGUGAAUUGGAAGCAUCAGCUAGUGAUGUAGAAACUGUUGCAAAACGCAAAAAACAUGAAGAACGUUCGGACACUACUAAAAAUACACAAUUUGUCCAACAAGUACAAGAGAUCGUUGACGAAAGCCCUUCAAAGUCCAUGAGGGCCAUUGCGAGGGACUUGAAUGUGUCUGAGAGCCUAAUCCGUCGAGUUGUCUACGAAGACCUCCGCUAUACGUCCAACGUUAUGCGCAGAGGACAGUUUAUGUCGGCACAAACUCGGGAACAGAGACUUAUCCGAGGAAAACGUCUCUUGAACAAGCUUAAACACCCUGAAGUUCCUAAUAUGUUGUGGUUUUUAUCUGACGAAAAAAAUUUCGACCAAGACCAAAAAAUCAAUCAGAGAAAUGACAGGAGUUGUGAGCAACGAAGGACAUGUUAUGCCACCCCAUUUUUUUCGUCAGGGGCUUCGGGUGAAUGCUGCCGCCUACAUCGAGGUUUUAGAAACAGUUGUGAAACCCUGGAUUGAUAGUGUACGUGGGGACAGACCAUACAUAUUCCAGCAAGACUCUGCUCCUUCACACAAAGCCAUGACGGCACAAGAUUGGAUGACCGAAAAUUUCUAUGACUACAUUACCCCAAACUUACGGCCACCUGGCUCCCCAGACCUUAAUCCCCUGGAUUAUUACGUAUGGGGCGUAGUUGAGCGAGAGACCAAUAAACAUCCUCAUAAUAAUAUUUCAUCACUGAAGGAUGCUAUAACAACAACAAUGAUCAAAAUGAACAAAGAGCAUUUUAUUCGGACAUGCAAUCGUUUCCAACCCCGGAUUGAGUCCGUUAUUGCCGCUAAUGGGGAUUUUAUUGAAUAAUUGUAUAGUCUAGGAGUUAAUUAACGUCGUGUAAAAAUUUCAUGGAAUUAUAAUAAAUUUUGCAAAAAAUAUGAACAAAUUAGUUUUAAUGUCAAUUUGUCCUCAAAUACCGUAUGCACCCUGUACAUAUCGAAGCAUACGAGCCACUUUGUCGGAAAACUUCACGAAAUGAAGUCUAUUGCAUUCUUUAAUAUCGCAUGUGCAGUACAGCGUUACUUUACCACCAUGAUGAGAAUCCUGGCGCCAAGCAAUGUGUGUUUUGAGCAAUGAGCUAGCGUUGUUUAAAGCCUGUAACA
This is a messenger RNA of Harpegnathos saltator (Jerdon's jumping ant), 1383 nucleotides long. RefSeq lists its product as uncharacterized. The record is from RefSeq and is a predicted model, not a curated record. Bases 112 to 747 code for a protein of 211 amino acids. The transcript is spliced from 2 exons. NCBI's taxonomy places the organism in Eukaryota, Metazoa, Arthropoda, Insecta, Hymenoptera, Formicidae.